Onychostoma macrolepis is the source of this 4316-nucleotide messenger RNA. It is a transcript of the gene rgl3a, whose product is annotated as ral guanine nucleotide dissociation stimulator-like 3a. Gene Ontology annotation, biological process: positive regulation of GTPase activity; Ras protein signal transduction. The transcript has 18 exons. The record is from RefSeq and is a predicted model, not a curated record. Gene Ontology annotation, cellular component: plasma membrane. Gene Ontology annotation, molecular function: guanyl-nucleotide exchange factor activity. The coding region runs from base 717 to 3056 and encodes 779 amino acids. Lineage: Eukaryota; Metazoa; Chordata; Actinopteri; Cypriniformes; Cyprinidae.
UUUGUAAUUGAACGCUGUUUAAUGGGUUUCAGGGUUUCUGCUUUAACUUGGGCAAAUAUUUUAUGGCCAUAAGACAAUGUUUUGUCAAUUAUUAAGUGUAGUUCAGGACAGUUAGAAAAUCUUAAAGUUUUAAUAGAAACACCCAAAGUCUAUGUUGUGAUGAUAGUGCCCUUAGUAGAACACACGUGGUCACGUUCUCUUUUGGAGUGAUCACCCAUCGUUUACUUCUCUGUUUUUGGUAUCUCGUUUAUUUAACGUUUUCUAUGCUUGCACUUUUACUAGUUUAUUCACUGUUCCUACUGACAAACACACAAGAACACUGAGCUGUACUAUUAUUGCUAAUUAUGUACAACAGAAGUGCACUGGGUGGAAUAAACUGAACUGACAGCCCAUUAGUUUGUGUAACAAUCAGAUUAUUGUGUGAGUUUGUGCAUGUUAGUCAGCAUGGGGAAAAUCAGAGAUGGACGGAUGAGAAAUGCAGGGUUACUAGAGUUUAGAUGACCUCUUAAGUUCACAGUCACGUCUGCUGAAGACAUCGGACAGUGUUCAGUUUUCUGCAUCAGAUCAUGAGGGAUCAUUCUGGAAGGUCAUGGCAUCCCCUCUCCUGAUUUAGCAGAGUUCAAACAUGGAUUUUUAGGAGCUGAUCCACCAGGAACAGACACUGGAUUAGGAGCAUCAUCCACAGUGAGGAAGUUGGUGUGUGAUUUGGGUAGAGGAUGAGGUCCUCUCUGGUGGUGUCUGGUGGAGAGAAGGGUCUGCGGGCACGACUUGGACGAAUGAGGCAUCUGCUGUGCCAGACUGGGCAUCAUGUGGAUGUGCAGAUGGACGAGGAGCCCGGGGUUUGGCUCAGGAGCUUCCAUCUGCUGGACCUUGAGGAAUGCAGUGAGGACCCGGUGCAGGAGUGGGGAGAGGAGGUGGAAGAUGGGGCCAUUUAUGGCAUCACUCUUCACAGAGAACCCAUCCAACCCGCACCUGAUGCCGCUGAGAACUCUUCUGCCUUCGGCUUCAUGCAGUACCGCACACAGAAGGUCCGCAGGCUUAAAGCAGCCACUCUGGAGCGUCUUGUCACAGAAUUGGUGAAUCCGGAGUGCCAUGACCCAGAAUACAUGCAAAUCUUCCUCUCCACCUACAGAGCAUUUACCUGCACAAAUGCUCUCAUAGAACUCCUGUUUCAAAGAGAGGACAUGGUCACCAAUCUGGACAACAAUGUCUGCGUUAGAAGUUCUCUGCCUCGUCUGAUCCGGCUGUGGUUAGACGAGUAUCAAGAGGACCUUCGGGGCUCUCCAGGUCACCAGGCUCUUCGUCUGCUUUGUGUUCAUCUGCGUCGUCACCUCUGUUUCAGACGUCUGGUUCAUCAAGCUGAUGCACUUCUCAGAAAAUUUCAGACAGAAGACAAGCACACAGAUACAUCAGCAGAAACUAGCACACCUGCUGCAGAGAAUCAGGCUACUGAAGACACCACAGACAGACAGGACAUAGAAGAGACGGGGAAUGUACUGGCCUUCCCUGCACGAGACAUUGCGGAGCAGCUCACGCUAUUAGAUGCUGAGCUCUUUGUCAAAGUGGUUCCAUUUCACUGCCUUGGCUGCAUUUGGUCUCAAAGGGACAAGAAAGAGAAUCGGAAACUUGCGCCCACGGUCCGUGCCACCAUUGCCCAGUUCAAUGCCGUCACUAACUGUGUUAUCACCUCUCUGCUGUGCCGUCCUUCCACAUCCCCUCCCGGUUCCCCAUCCUGCACUCGCAGCGGCCCUACACACAGGGCAAAGAUUAUUGAGAAGUGGAUCUCUGUGGCUCAGGAGUGCCAUCAGUUGAGAAACUUCUCCUCUCUAAGAGCCGUUUUAUCUGCUCUUCAGUCUAAUGCUGUUUACCGGUUAAAGAAAACUUGGGCGGCAAUCAGCAGGGAGAGUAUGGCUGCCUUCGAUCACCUCUGCGACACAUUUCCUGAUGAGAACUGUGUGCUGGUCAAUCGAGAUAUUCUUGUAGAGGAAGGAAACCAGGCAGAUGAUGUAGACACUCACACCGCUCCAAAAUCUCCCAGACUCAGUCCUACAUCUAAGCACAUGACCCCCUCCAGCGGUGAGGUGCCAUACCUGGGCACUUAUCUGACUGUUCUCACCAUGUUGGACACAGCACUAAGUGAUGAUGUAGAGGGGGGUCUCAUCAACUUUGAGAAGCGUAGAAAAGAGUUUGAGAUUCUGUCUCAGAUCAAGCAGCUGCAGGCGUCAUGUGCUCACUACAAACUCCAGUCACAUCCUCACAUCAUUUCCUGGAUCAACAGUGGCAUACCUCUUUCUGAUCAGAAGAGCUACGAGUUGUCAAGAGAACUGGAGCCACCAGUUGACCCCUGUCCCAGCUCUCCCAACCCCUGGAGCCACCGCCACAUCACCAAGAAACUGACCUCAUUGCUGUCUGGCAGUGAGAACUUCUCAAAGAAGACUUUUGCUGAUCAGAUCAGUGUAUCAUCCUCUGGCUCCAGUGGCUCAGAGAUGGAAGAUCUCAGCAGCCCCAACCUCUCACCACUUAGAUACAAAGUACAGUCUGUAUCCUGUCAGGACAUCUCAGUAGACACACCCACCUCCUCUCUGACUCCGCCCAGCUCUUUUCGAAGAUGCCUACAGUCAGAUAUGUCUGCCCUGAACCCUGACAGCCCCUCCCCUACUUCAUCAUCAUCAUCUUCAUCAUCCUCUCCUUCUCUCAAGCAUCCCAUGUAUAACAAGCAGGUCGCUGAUUCUUGUAUCGUCAGAGUCAGUGUGGAAUUUGGCAACAACGGAAACGUUUAUAAAAGUAUUUUGAUAACCAGUCAGGACAAGACAGCUCAGGUGAUUCAGAGAGCUCUGGAGAAACACAACUUGGAGGAGAUGAACUGCCAAGAAUUUAGUCUCACACAAGUGCUUUCCAGUGACAAAGAGUUGCUGAUCCCAGACAAAGCCAACGUGUUCUAUGCCAUGUGCACCACUGCCAACUUUGACUUUGUGCUUCGCCAGCGUUACAAAAAUCUCAGCAGAGUGCCUGGCUCAUCCUGGAGUCCUGGAGCAGUUCUGAGGUCCCGCAAGUAACAGAACCGUGAUGACAACCCACAACAUGGUGGCAUAAUACAUGAAAACUUUAAAAGUGAACAAAGACUAUAUAAGCACAUGGACAACUGUGAUGAGCGGGUGACUACUGGAUGUCGAAGCUCAGAUAAAUUUAAAAACAGACUGAUGGAUGCAUCACUGAGCUCUGAAGCACCCUGGAGUCACAAGUUAUGACAACAUCUCACUCAAUAAUGUCUCAUUGACAAAUUACAAGGAAACUGUAGCACAGCUGCCACAACAACAGUUCUGAUUUAAAAACAGUUAAAACUGGAGGAAAAAAGACUCAGAGCAUCUGAAAUGAAGACGUAGAGAAGUUGCAAUAAUUGGCCACAUCUACUGCCAGUUUAUUCAGAGGUUUUGCUUUGGAAUGGGAGGAAAUGGGAGGUCACACACGUGAUACCUGAGUUUUACUGAGAAACAUCUGUUUGUAGGUGGAUGAACACAUUUCUUUUAAGUAAGACCUACAAAUGCCAGCUUUUAUGUAGCUAAUAUUCAGCGAUAGGUAAAAAAAAGUUUAGAUUAUAUUUAGGUUGUUUUCUAAGUGACAUAAUAAAAAUGUUGAUAUAAUAUAUUUUAUUUAGUUUUAAUAUAAUUUUAAUAAAGAUCACAUUAUUUUAAUUCCAAUAUUUUAAUGUUUUGAUGCAUUUCAGUUUUAGAGUAUUUAAUUUAACUUUUAUAUGUGCUAAUUAAUCUCUUUUGUUGUUCUGUGUUGUUCUGUAUAGUGCUGUUUCCUUUCAGCUCUCUCUUUUUAAUUUUUAGCUGUAUUUAUGUGCAAUAAUCUCAAACCUAUAAGCUGUUUCAUCAUGUUUUAAGAUUUUUGGCAUUUGUGCCUGAUCUUUGUCCGAAUGAAGGAUGCUUGCACUUCUUGAUCACUUUGUUUUCUGAAGUUGAGUAUGUUAAUUAGUCCAUAUUGGAUAUCAUGUGACUUUCUGAGCAAAUGCAAUUCUGAGAACUGAAGAGCACUGGGUGCACUAGAUGAAUCUCACCGACUGUGUAUGUGUUUUGUGAAAGUUAAAGUAAGUUAGUUGCUGAGGUAUGUGAAAUGUAAGUGCUUGGUGUUUGUGAAACGGUUUGCUGCUAAAUAGUGGUGCAGGUGUAGUGUUUCUUGGAAACUACAGCAAGUGUUUUUGCCAAAUGGAAGGCGGCCUGAAUCAGCAUUAAAAGCACACUUUUGCUUUUUGCACAGAAAGCCACAAUUCCGGACUGAAAUGUGUGUCUGUCUUUGUGUCAUUAAAAAGUUAA